Lactuca virosa is the source of this 1467-nucleotide messenger RNA. Lineage: Eukaryota; Viridiplantae; Streptophyta; Magnoliopsida; Asterales; Asteraceae. The record is from the annotation of a GenBank genome assembly.
AUGGCAUCUAGACUCAUUUACAAAGCCACACAUGAAGCUGAUAACCCAUUUGAUGUGUCUCUAACAGAAUCUUUUCAACUUCUGGAAUCCCAAUUGAGGCCUCCGUUUCCAUUAACAAUCCUUACACAACCUGAAUACUCGAAUCUCAACAGAGCUAUUCUAUAUGGCAUCCUAUGUGAACCUCAUUUGGCAGAAGUUCAUAUCAAACACUUACAUGGCAUCAUAACUGAUGGAUACAGUUUGUUUACAGCUUUACUUACCAGGUUAGUUGAUGAAUUGUAUUCAAAGCUUGUUGAGAAUGUGAAAAUUCAAUUACUUGGAGUCACUUCAAUAAUGAUCCGUGUAUCAGCUAUUGGAAUAGAUAGUUUGUUAGUGGCUUUGUUGAGGCAAACUCGUGGUGGUGAUUUUAGCAAAGCAAAUUUGUGGUUGUGUUCUGAAUUGGUUACUCUUUUCUCCAUUAAAUGGGAGUCUUUGCUGGAAGAACAACCAUUGGUGUUAUCAAGCGCCAUGUAUGUCUUUCUUAGGCUCUUGGCUGAUCAUUGUAGAGUUUCAUCAAACUCAAAUUUGGACACUUUGAAGCAGAAGGAAAUCGAAUUCUGUAUUAGGGUUUUCAAGGAACAGUUCCAUUUAUGUUUGAAAAUCGGAAGAGAUUUGAUUAGGCUUCUUCAAGACUUAGUUCAUGUGCCUGAAUUUCAAGAAAUAUGGAAAGAUCUCUUAUUGUUUCCUGGUAAUUUCAAAACAUUAGGGUUUUCAGAUAUUUCACAGCUUUAUCAAUCAAGAACUUCUAGCAGAUACUUUUUACUUCGUCUUACCCCUGAAAUGGAAACUUACUUGCGAUUCUUGCUUACACAAGUCAAACUCGGAAGUCAAACUCGAUACCAAAUUUGGUUUGGGAAGAAGUUUCUUAAUGUCCAAGAAAAGGAGAGUGUUGUGAUUGAUAUUGUUCGGUUUAUCUGUUGUGCACAUCACCCUUCUAAUAAAACAAUCCUAUCAAAUGUGAUUCCUAGAUGGGCUGUGAUUGGUUGGUUGCUGACAUGUUGUAGUAAGAAUCAUGUGCAAGCUAAUGUGAAGCUGGCAUUGUUGUAUGACUUUCUUUUCUUUCAUGAAGAAGUUGAUAAUAUAAUGAACAUUGAGCCUGCAAUGUUGUUGAUGAUAAACUCGGUGCCUAAAUAUGUUGACAUGACACAAAAUCUUUUGGAGUUUUUAUUCCUUUUGGUGGAUCAUUAUGAUGUUGAAAGGAAAGAUUUGAUUGUUAGGGGCGUGUUAUCGGCUCUUGAUGUGCUUGAAAGAAAAGGUGUGGUGCAGUCGUUUGAUGCUUUGACUAGUUGUGAUUUGCUUUCUUCUGUACUUAAGGAGAGACUUGUGAAGUUGUUGUUAAGCAAAAAUGUUGUCUGUAAAAAGGUCAUUCUUCCAGCAACCCCUGAGUUGGCCUACACUGCUCCUAGCAGAGCAUCAUGUGAGGUGUAA